AUGCAAUUUGGAACACUGUUUCACCCCUUACAAGUCUCGCAAGUUGGAUUGAUUGAAUCUCAAGGUCAACCAAGCAUCAUCCCAGCCAGUUACAAUAUCUUGGGCAUCUCAUCUCGCCGUAUACCAUCACAGGGGCGGCACUCUGUUAAAGUCGCCCGGCAUAUUUCAUCCAGCUCUUCCCCCACAUCACGAAAACGAGAACUCAAGCCAGCAUUAUAA
This is a messenger RNA of Ustilaginoidea virens, 219 nucleotides long. RefSeq lists its product as uncharacterized. The transcript has 2 exons. The coding region runs from base 1 to 219 and encodes 72 amino acids. The record is from RefSeq and is a predicted model, not a curated record. NCBI's taxonomy places the organism in Eukaryota, Fungi, Ascomycota, Sordariomycetes, Hypocreales, Clavicipitaceae.